This is a messenger RNA of Cheilinus undulatus (humphead wrasse), 8129 nucleotides long. It is a transcript of the gene wdr81, whose product is annotated as WD repeat domain 81. The record is from RefSeq and is a predicted model, not a curated record. The transcript is spliced from 12 exons. Gene Ontology annotation, molecular function: phosphatidylinositol 3-kinase regulator activity; protein binding. The coding region runs from base 411 to 6614 and encodes 2067 amino acids. Gene Ontology annotation, biological process: aggrephagy. Lineage: Eukaryota; Metazoa; Chordata; Actinopteri; Labriformes; Labridae. Gene Ontology annotation, cellular component: mitochondrion.
UGGUGUUGUGUCACGUGAGGUGUCGUUUCUUAAACAUGGCUCCAAGUAGCACAGAACAAAACAGCAUCCUCUGACCGAGAGCCGUCUGUUUGCUGACACGCUUCAUUAAACCUCAGAAAAUGGAGCAUGUACUUAACUGUGGAAGUUCCCCGCUGGAUGUGCACGUUGUAUAAAGACAUGUAGUACAAACUCAUCAUGCGUUAAGCCGAGCAUCGUUAGCUUGAUGCUAGCCUAGCUGUCAACUGCUACAAGUGUGAGAGUUUCUCAGAGGAACAGACUGAAGGCGUGGUUAGGACUUCCUUGAUGGCUUUGAUUUAUUUCUCCAUGAAUGUCUGAAAGCCAUCCUGGUGGAAGACGGUGAGCUGUACAUCAGGACGUUAUAGGACUCUAAUAGAAAUUCAAGACACACCAUGGAUUGGCUGAUGCAAGCGGUUGAGAGAGACUUGGGGGUUGACCAACGGCAGCAAGGCCCAGGUCCCCGUCCCAGAGAGCUCAUAGCCAUCGUUCCAACACGCUGGGUGAUGGGCCUGAGGGAGAGGAGGGUCUUGCGCUGUGCCCGCUUUGACAGCAACAGUGAGGCUGAAAUUCACACAUACCUUCAGUGUUCCCAGGCAAAGUUGCCUCCUGGAUGGACACGAGUUUGCAUUCAGGGUCUCAGGAAAAGCAAGCUGAGCUACAGAUUGGCCAGAGAUCCUUGUCAUCAACUGAUGGAGUUCAUGCCACAGGAUUCCUAUGUCAAAACCAUGCAGUGUUUGUCGCACCACAAUGUCAGGAAUCUGUGGCGGGAUGCUCAUCACAAACUUGUGCAGACAUAUGCAGGACCUAAUGAGCAGAUGCACACGCCAGCUGUAGAUGCAGUCCGUCAUGCUCUGCAGAAGCUUUUCAAUUCCACAUUCAUCUCACCUGACAGAGUUUCACCAUCCCUUUCUCCAGCCAAAGAGAAGGAGAAGGAAAACUACUUGCCAUCCAGUUCAUCUUGCAUUUCUAAGUCCCAGUCAAACCAUCUGUGUCCCAAUGUUCUACCUGCAGAGUGUCUGCUGGAGACAGCAGAGAUGCUCUAUGUAAUUUUACCUUACACUCAGUAUUCACUUCAUGACAUUGUGUCCUUCAGCCCAGCCAAGCUCGCCAACAGCCAUGCCAAAGUGUUGUUCAUUCUCUACCAGUCACUUAUAGCUCUGCAGGCGUGUCAUGCAGCUGGUCUAUCUUGUGGAGAGCUCUCCCUGCAGGACAUAGCAGUAGAUGAGCAGCUCUGCAGCCGACUGAAGCUUAACCUAACCCAUUAUGAGGAUCUGGGAGCAGAAGGGGAUGCAAACCGUGAUGCUACUGGCAGACAAGUGCCAAAAAGUGUCAUGCCAAGUGACACUUCCUGUAUGAGCCAAGAGAACAAACGACUUUGCAAUGAUUGUUUUGAUGAGCUCAAGACAUUGGUUCUGGACUGGGUCCAUGGCCGAGUCAGUAACUUCCGAUACUUGAUGGAGCUGAACAGGUUGGCAGGACGACGAGAAGGAGACCCCAAUUAUCACCCAGUGCUGCCUUGGGUGGUGGACUUCACUGUGCCAUUUGGUAAGUUCCGGGACCUCAGGAGGUCAAAGUUCAGGCUCACAAAGGGAGAUAAACAGCUGGACUUCACAUACGAGAUGACCAAAGAGGCUUUGGCGGCUGCAGUGGGUAAUGGAGUUGGUGGAGGUGGUGUUGGAGGAGACCUCAGUGGCUCUGUAGGUGCUGGUGGCACUGGACAGCCAGAGCAUCUCCAUGUACCUCAUCACAUAUCUGAUGUGCUCUCUGACAUCACAUACUAUGUCUACAAAGCCAGGCAGACACCCAAGUCAGUGUUGUGCAGUCACGUUAGAUCCCAGUGGGAGCCUAAUGAGUACCCGGCCAGUAUGGAGCGCAUGCAGAGCUGGAGCCCUGAUGAGUGCAUUCCAGAGUUCUACACAGAUCCCUCUAUUUUUCGCUCAAUCCACCCCGAUAUGCCAGACCUGGAUGUGCCUUCCUGGUGCAAGUCAUGCGAGGAAUUUAUAGAGGUCCAUCGACGCCUUUUAGAGAGCAGAGAGGUGUCCCAGCAUUUGCAUCACUGGAUUGAUCUCACAUUUGGCUACAAACUCUCUGGUAAAGAGGCUGUCAAGGCCAAGAAUGUGUGCCUCCACCUGGUUGAUAACCACACCAAUCUGACUACCUAUGGUGUAGUUCAACUGUUUGACCAGCCCCACCCACCCCGUUUAUCCUCUUCCCAGUAUGCCCCAGCAGAACCUCCUCUCCUUGGUCUUGCUGCUCUUAAUGUGCCUUCUUUACACUUCCCUCAAAUCAACACUGUGGCUGACUCUGUGGAUGGGAUGGUGCCAGAGUCCACAGGGUGCGAGUCCAGCGGCUGGACCAUGGUAGACAGGGAGGAAGAGCUUGAACAAGGUAUGGAAGCCCUGGACUCAUUAACGUCUUCUGUAUCCUGUUCUGUGCCACUGCCAGUCAGUACUGCUGGGGGGAAAACAGGAGGAGAGCACACAGCACUUAUUGUAUCACAAUCCCCAAGUUCAUUCCCUGGUGAUUUAGCAAGCGGCUUAGGGCCAGGUUUACGCAGUGCCAUGUUACAAAGAGGGGGGCCGACAAACAAAAAGCACGGAGAGGGAAGUGUGGCUGCCAGCAAUGCAGAUGAAAUCAAAAUCAGCCUCCCUGAGGGGUUCAACCCAUUGCAGCCUUUGGAGGAGCUGGAGAAAUUGAACAAUUUCCUGGUAAAGAGUCUGCACGCUGAAGUAUCCAGUGACUUCAUGAGAGACAGUGCGAUAAUUGAAUCUCUACCCUCUCUCACACAGCUCUACCAAAGAGACAUGCAGGCCCUUGGUGUUCUCAUUGCUGAGAUAUUCUAUUCUUGUAAACUGCGGGGAGUCAAACCCGGAAACCCCCUCAGACAGCGUUUCCAAGCAGUUAUGAAGCUCUGCUCUGCCAGCCUCCGUGAUGUGCCUCUGUGUUUGCAUCAUGCUCUGGAGACACUGCUGCUAAUGGAGAAGCACUCUGGAACAGCACAUAGAGAAGUGCCAGAUUGCCCACGUCCUCUACUUUUCAAGUAUGACCCUAUUCGUGACGGCUUGCCUCCUCCAAACCCCUGCCAGCUAUUGAAUUCGAUCAUCACCCCCUUUCCUUUCCCUUCCUACUUUGCACCACUUCAUAAUUUCAUCUUUUCCUACCAUGCAAAAAUGGAGACUACAUGCAGUUAUCAAGGAAGAGAUGUCGUCUUUCACCUGUGGCAGCAACUUGAGACACUGUUGCGUGGCAACAUCACAGCUGAGGGUCUUGAGAUUCUCUUGCCCUUCAUUCUGGCCCUAAUGCUCGAGGAGUACACAGCUGUCUAUGCUGCUUGGUACCUUUUUGAGCCCAUUUCUAGAGUGCUUGGCCCUAGAAAUGCAAGCAAGUACUUAUUGAAGCCACUGAUCAAUGUUUAUGAGAACCCCCACUGCCUGCGAGGACGUUUCUAUCUCUACACAGACUGUUUCAUUUUGCAGCUCAUUGUACGACUCGGCCUCCAAGCCUUUCUGUCUAGCCUGCUCCCCCAUGUGCUACAAGUCAUUACUGGCUUUGAAAGCUGCAGCUCAGACUCUGGCGGGGAAGCUUGUAAAGGCUUGAGGGGAGGCACGUGUAAUCUUGGAGAGGAAGAAGAAGACGACUUUCAGUGCGGCGAGCAGCGGUCAUCCUCGGGGUCUGUCAGUGGGGCAAUUGGAGGCAGCAGCGGAGCCAGUGGAGGAGUCGGGGUGGUGGGAGACACAGGACUGGUCGAUUACUCCUCUGGCAUCAGUCUCAGUGACCAAGUGUUUCUCACAGAGGCAGAGGACUUUCAGAAUGGGUUUUAUGUCAACAACGGAACAGGAGUGGCUGCUGGGAAACAGCAGAGCCAGAACUCCGCAGCCAAGGAGCAAGACCAGGAGUCUCUAAGUGUGGGGAAACUUAGUGACAAAAGCAGCACAAGUGAGCUGUCACUGGGUGACGGAGACUCAAUGAGGGAUCGUGCCAGUCUUAAGUCAGCUGACAGCAGCCAGGACCUCAAACAGGCCAGUGAGGGAGAGGAGGGUGGAGAGCUGGAGGAAGAAGAGGUGACUGAGACUAAUGAGGGUAAAGACGAGACAGAUGAUCCUCCUGUUCACAACCUGGAGCUCACUCUCUCUGCUUGCACAAUAGACACUGUAGCCACUCUUGAAGGCGAUUUUGUGAAUGGAAUGGAACUGGAGGAGAUGGAGAAAGACACUGUGGAAGUGCAGGAUGAGGAAGAUCACGGUCCUUCUGAUGAUUCUGAGGAGAAAGAGCAAAAGAUUCUUUUGGAUACAGUCUGCAAAACGGUACGGUGGCUUUCGGCAAAGCUUGGACCAACUGUGACAUCUCGAUACGUGGCCAGAAAUUUGUUGCGAUUGCUCACAAAUUGUUACAUUGGGCCUGAAAAACAUCAGUUUGUCACCUCUUCAAUAGAGGACAGCAGUCUGGAAAGUGUGGGAUUGGGCAGUGUUUACGAGAAGAAACCUGUAGUUGGUGACCAGACAGCAGGGCCUGUGUUGGAGUGUCUCAUCUACAUAGCUCAGCUCUAUGGAGAGCCUGUGCUCACUUACCAGUACCUGCCUUAUAUUGGAUAUCUGGUCUCUCCACCUUCUUCUCAGCGUCUUAACACACGUAAGGAGGCCAGUCUGCUUGGAGCCGUUGCACUUACUCAGAAGAUUAUUGUCUUUCUCUCUGAUGCCACCCUAAUGGACAUGCUGAUGAAGAUCAAUCAGGAUGUGCUUCUGCCUCUACUUGACUUGCUCACCACUCCACGCAUGGGGUUCCCCAGUGGGGUGCAGACUCGCACUGCUGUCUGUCUCAAGACUCUCAGCCUGAUGGCCCUCAUCUGUCUGCGCAUUGGGAGGGAGAUGGUGCAACAGCAUAUGGCUGACACUCUGCGUCGGUUCUUUGCUGUUUUCUCUCUGUUGCAUUCUCUGCAGCCCCAGCUUGAUGGCGCCCCUCACAGGAUGGUUGGAGAGGUCACGGUUGUAGAUGUCCGCACUCCUGAAGGGUCAAAUGCAACCUAUGAAUUGGGAGUCCUGGAGGAGCUGCAGACUGUGUUUAACCCUGAGAUGGCCCACGCCUCUUACAUCCCUUUCUACUGCCUCAUAGGUGAUGUGGCGAUCAGAAAACUGGUGCCAAACCACGAGCUGGUGUGGCAGUUAGCUCAGUCUUAUCAUCAGAGUGUGAGUCAAGUGAGCCCAGGUACAAAUCUGACUGCAGCUUCUAAGGUAGACCUCCCUCCCUCCUCUGUGGGUCUCUCAUCUGUCUUUGGUCGACGUGUGGGUGGAAGCCCAUUCCCUUCACCUUCUACUAACUCCAUCCAGCUGGGAGACUCACUCCCUGAAUCAGGCACGUUUGGGAGCCACCUUGUAGGAAACCGUAUCCAAGUGUCCAGGGAUGCUGAUUUUGAUGGUAGUUCGACCUUGGGCCUGGCUGGCUCUUGGGGACGGUCCAGCCACAUCACCCCAAUUAUCACCACAUCCUCCACCUUCACCACUCCAUCUGUGGGCGCAGCAUCCUUUUCCUCCUCCUGGGUGACAGACCCCACUCCAGAGGACAGCGCCCUGAAGCAGGAGCUCCCUCGCAGUGGUCGUUCCCUUCAAGGAAAUUGGCUGGCCUACUGGCAGUAUGAGAUUGGCCUCAACCAGCAGGAUCCACAUUUCCACUUUCACCAGAUUCGACUGCAGAGCUUUCUGGGUCACUCAGGCACCACUAAGUGUUUGGCACCGCUGGCAGGGGAGGAUUACUUCCUCUCAGGUAGUAAAGACAAGACUGUGAAGCUUUGGCCCCUAUAUAACCAUGGUGAUGGAACGCAGGAGGUGGAGCCCAGGCUGACGUAUAAUGACCAUCGAAAAUCAGUCUUUUAUGUUGGACAGCUGGAGGCUUCACAGGAGGUGGUGAGCUGUGAUGGCACUGUGCACCUCUGGGACCAGUAUACAGGCAAGCAGAUCCGCUCAUAUGAAGCUGUGGACGGAAAGAAUCCCAUCACAGCUGUCACCACCAUGCCAGCGCCACAUUGCAGUGUUGUGUUUGGCAGUGCAGAUUCUGUGCUUCGCUUUAUUGAUCCUCGCAAACCAGGAUUGCAGCAUGAAUUCCGUCUGGCAUACAACAAUGUGAGCGCUGGACUCAUCCGCUACCUGGCAGUGAGCCCCUCGGGGCGCACCGUGGCUGCAGGUUUCUCAUCUGGCUUCAUUGUUCUGCUAGAUGCGCGCACCGGACUCGUUCUAAAGGGAUGGCCGGCUCAUGAGGGAGAUAUUCUUCAAAUGAAGGCUGCAGAAGGAAACCUGGUCAUCAGCUCCUCCACUGACUACACACUCAGUGUGUGGAAAGAUCUGGAAAACAAGCCCCUCCGCCAGUACAAGUCUCAGUCUGACCCCAUCCAUGCCUUUGACCUUUACGGCCCAGAGAUUGUAACAGGAACCGUGGCUAACAAGAUUGGGGUGUACUCCAUGGCGGACAUCUCCUUGAGCCCUGUUAGCAGCACAAAGCUGAGCUCAGAGAACUUCCGCGGCACUCUGACCAGCCUGGCAGUCCUGCCCACCAAGAGGCUCUUACUGCUGGGCUCUGAGAACGGCGCCAUCCGGUUAUUAGCGUAGAGAAAAAAUCAAUGACUCCCAGAUACACUAAACUCACUUAACAGUGACCUCCAAAGUGUCUUAUUGGUGAGGACAGGCAGGUGUCAGAACUCUCUGUCCCUCCCCUUGAGCUUGAGGUCAAUUCUACUAGAAGGUAGUUUGGUCAGUUCCUCUGAAAUGCUUUUUGAAUGAAGCAGCACAAGCAAAGGCAUUGUAGAAGCUACACAUGUCUAAAUCUUGCACCAAAUUUGAUUGACAGGAAAUGUGUGCAACGCACUUAACAUUUAUCAUGUACAAAAGAUCCCAUGAUUUUUUAAAAAGCCUAUACGUGCAUAGAUAGUAUAUAAUGGGGAAUUCUGAUCUAGUCUUGGUCAUUUUUUCAUUUGACAAGGUCAGUCAUUCUGUUCAGACAUAUGAAUCAGAAGACGUGCUCAGGAAGGUGGAACCAAACACGGUUCUUCUGUAGUGUUUACACUUUCCAAGUAGAUGCAUAACAACACCAAAAAUACAUCUGCCUCCACUUUCUUUUCCCUUUAUGUUAGCAUACUUGCGUAUCCAAAUGCACUGAUUAAACUAUGCAGUAUUUGUAGAUCAAAUCAUUUGUUUUUGUUUGAGUCAAUGUGAUUUUCAUAGAUAGAUAAUUUAUACAUCACUAAUGGUUGAACUGUUUAAUGGACAGCGUCGGUGCAUCCUCUAAGUGUGGAGACGCUUCAGUUGUUGUCACAUUACUAAAGUUGUAUACUGAUGCACAGCCUUUAUUCUCCUGCACAAGUAUGGCCUGAAUUGGAACAAGUUGAUUCUCACUCAGAUUUUAAAGCCUGAAUGUUUUUAUCCACUAAUAAAUUACUUGACUUUGCUUGGGAGUUUUUAAACAGUGUUUAGAGACUAUUGCUUUUGCUGUCAGAACCUGUAGCAACAUUAUACUGGCAAUUGGUGGUAUAUGCCAGUUUAAUUGGGUUUGCCAUAAGUUAGACUCAUACAGCGCUCAUUUCUGAUAACAUAAGCUAUCAUAGAUACAGUCAAUGCCAAGUUGAACAAUUUUUCUAUUUUAACAUUUGUUACUGCAUCAGAGUAUGUUGAGUAAUUACUUUAAAAGGUUAGAAAAAAGAGCAAAAAUUAGUCUAACUUGCUCCAUAUGUGUAAUAUAAAUUGAAACACAUAACAGGUUUUUGUUCCUCAAAUGAAGCCGGAUUCUGUUUGAACUUUCUAAGCCUUUUAGCAUCCAGUAAUUUCAACCCAUUAUUUGAUUUUCUUCAUGGUGUAAAACAGUCUGCCUAAUUUUGUAAUUAUUUGCCCAAAGCCUAAUAUGCUCUGACAAGUGUACUACACCUUUUUGAUAUCUUGUGUUUUUUGUAAACUUUGAGUUUUAGCUCAGUAAUCAUCUAAUGACAAACUUUGUAAAAAAGAAAAAAGGAAGGAAAAUUUGUAGUUGCAUAAUUGGUAACAAUGGUUCCAGCAUUUCUCAAAGCAUUUUCAGAGAAGUCCACUGAAACAGCUAUUUAUUAACUGGAUUAAUAAAAAAAUUGCUUCCUGUGA